GUGACCAAGGCGCAGUCGAAGAGGGGGAGUCAUGCUUCACACCGCCGCAUCAUGCUGGCAGCCGCUCCUGGGUCUGGCCGUGGCGUUCAUCUUCGUGGGGUCCGCCCUCGGCUGCCCGGCCCGCUGUGAGUGCUCCGCCCAGAACAAGUCUGUCAGCUGCCACCGCCGGCGCCUGGUGGCCAUCCCGGAGGGCAUCCCCAUCGAGACCAAAAUCCUGGACCUCAGCAAGAACAGACUGAAAAGCGUCAACCCGGAGGAAUUCAUCUCGUACCCUCUGCUGGAGGAGAUAGACCUGAGUGACAACAUCAUCGCCAACGUGGAGCCGGGAGCCUUCAGCAGCCUCUUCAACCUGCGUGCCCUCCGGCUCAAGGGCAACCGCCUCAAGCUGGUCCCCCUGGGGGUGUUCGCGGGGCUGUCCAACCUCACCAAGCUGGACAUCAGCGAGAACAAGAUCGUCAUCCUCCUGGACUACAUGUUCCAGGACUUGCAUAACCUGAAGUCCCUGGAGGUGGGGGACAACGACCUGGUGUACAUAUCGCACAGGGCCUUCAGCGGGCUGCUGAGCCUGGAGCAGCUCACCCUGGAGAGGUGCAACCUCACCGCCGUGCCCACCGAGGCCCUCUCCCACCUCCAUGGCCUCGUGAGCCUGCACCUGAAGCAUCUCAACAUCAACCACAUGCCCGUGUAUGCCUUCAAGAGACUGUUCCACCUGAAGCACCUGGAGAUCGACUCCUGGCCUCUGCUGGACAUGAUGCCGGCCAACAGCCUCUACGGCCUCAACCUCACCUCCCUGGCCAUCACCAACACCAACCUGUCCGCGGUGCCCUUCCUCGCCUUGAAGCACCUGGCCUACCUGACCCACCUGAACCUGUCCUACAACCCCAUCAGCACCAUCGAGGCAGGGAUGUUCUCCGACCUGAUCCGCCUUCAGGAGCUGCACAUCGUGGGGGCCCAGCUCCGCGCCAUCGAGCCCCACGCCUUCCAAGGGCUCCGCUUCCUUCGCGUGCUCAACGUGUCCCAGAACCUCCUGGAAACUCUGGAGGAGAACGCCUUCUCCUCCCCGAGGGCUCUGGAGGUGCUGAGCAUCAACAACAACCCGCUGGCCUGCGACUGCCGCCUCCUGUGGAUCCUGCAGCGGCACCCCACCCUGCAGUUCGGGGGCCAGCAGCCCAUGUGCGCCGGCCCCGACACCAUCCGGGAGCGCUCCUUCCAGGACUUCCACAGCACCGCCCUCUCCUUUUACUUCACCUGCAAAAAGCCCAAAAUCCGGGAGAAGAAGCUGCAGCACCUGCUGGUGGACGAAGGGCAGACGGUCCAGCUGGAGUGCAGUGCGGACGGGGACCCCCAGCCUGGGAUUUCCUGGGUGACGCCCCGAAGGCGGUUGGUCACCACCAAGUCCAAUGGGAGAGCCACCGUGCUGGGUGACGGCACCUUGGAGAUCCGCUUUGCCCAGGACCAGGACAGCGGGAUGUACUUGUGCAUCGCCAGCAACGCCGCUGGCAACGACACCUACACGGCCUCCCUGACGGUGAAAGGAUUCGCUUCAGACCGCUUCCUUUAUGCCAACAGGACCCCUAUGUACAUGACCGACUCUAACGACACCCUGUCCAAUGGCACCAACGCCAACACCUUCUCUCUGGACCUCAAAACAAUACUGGUGUCCACAGCCAUGGGCUGUUUCACAUUCCUGGGAGUGGUUUUGUUUUGUUUCCUCCUCCUUUUUGUAUGGAGCCGGGGGAAAGGCAAGCACAAAAACAGCAUCGACCUGGAGUAUGUGCCCCGGAAAAACAACGGUGCUGUCGUGGAAGGGGAGGUGGCCGGACCCAGGAGGUUCAACAUGAAAAUGAUCUGAGGGUCUACCACUCCCACCGGUCUGUGUCACUGUCCGUAACCAGUAGGACUGCCUGGCACAGCCGAUCGCAAGGUGGAAAAGCAGCUCAGGGCAGCUGCCCCUGUGUCAGAGCAGGGUCUGUGGAAGCAGAAGGACUGUUUAUGGGGACAGGACGCUCCAUCUAGAGGCAGGCAGGCUGGCUGGUGUCAGAGCCCUUCACACAGUGAGAUACUAGUUGUUUGCAUUGCAAAUGUUGGCAUUCUGGGGGUCUCGGUAAGGAACCUGAACCUUGGCUCAUGCUCAUGGAUGGUUAUUCAGCAUUUUCUACCACUGCAGAAACAAAAGAAAAAAAUUAAAAGGAACAACCUACAAUGUAGGAUUUACAUAUUUAAAAAAAAAAAAGACACAUUUGUCUAAAAUAUACUCUACCGAAAAAUUUGUAUCUAUGAUUAUCCUUUAUUAAACCCUUGCAUCAUACCAUACUGUUGGUUUGACACAACAGAGAGAUCAAUAUAUUCUUUAUUCUUCCUUUUUUUUUUGAAACAUAUAUGCUGUAUAUGUUUUAAAGCAAUAUGAAUGAGAGGUUGUGCUUUUAGUUACUCACCACUAUAGAUCCAAGAGUGAUGUCACCUUCCUUUACACCCAGAUAACUCUGAGACCAGAUCCCCGGAGCUGUGUGGAAAGAUGCAUUUGUCUGAUGUAGGAUGCCAAGAAAUAAGACCCAAGGCAAAAAACUGCUCAACUCUGUUAACUUCUGUUACUAUAAAUAAAGGCAUGUGCCUAGUUUUGAUACAGAAUGGAAUAUUUUUUAUACUUGUGAUAUCACACUGGACCAGUUUACUGUAACCAAGCCCUUGGUUUCUCCAGAAGCUGGUAGGCCACUAGUUGUAACUGUAAAAUGAAGGUAGGUGGUAAGAAUGAAAACAAUCCAUUCAAUGACAACUUGGUAUUUCUCCCAUCGGUUGCUAUUAAUGGGUUAAUAGGAAAUGAAAGAGCAUAUAGUUAUUAUAUAUUAUAUUCAUGGGUUAAUAUUAACCUCAUAACUAAGAUCAAGAAUUCAGAUGUUUCAAAGCUCUCUGGAUAAGUUCUUUUCAGAUGCCAACACAAACCAUGGUGAUCCAUGCAGAACAUGAUGUUAAUUCUACUAAGAGGCCCUUUAAAACAUGAUAGCUGUCUGAAGACUGGAGUGCUGCCAAAGGAAGCAUCUAGCAGCUCUGAUGUUGUCUAUCCAAGUACUAGAGACAAAGUAUUGCUUUGAAUGGGUAACUUCAGGGUUUCUCCCUGCUUCCUUAUUAAGUAGAGAAUUGGUUCUUGUUUUGAAAAUUAUCCUGUGUAGACCAAAAGAAAUCUGUCUUGUUUUUAAAGAAGUGGGGAAAACAAGGUGGAUUAAAAAGUGCUUACCAAUUUUCCCCCUCUGACCCAAGGAUAUUGCCAAUUCAAUUUUUUAAAUGAUUGUUACUCAAAGUUAAAAUAUUAUAGUUUGUUUUUUAAAAUGGUAUCAUGCCAUUGCCACCAGUAAUCUGGUUCAAGUAAGAUAUAGUGUAAUUUGUUUAAUGUUGAGUGAAUGGAUUUUCAAAAUACAUUCAUAUGACUUCAGAAAGCAUUGGAUAUAGAGGGUAUUUAUGAAUGUGAUCUAUUUAACAGCACAGAACAGAGAGGAAAUUCCUACAUUUCCCACAUGUUGAAAGAGACCUGAAAAUGAGCCCCCUUUUGGAUAGCAUAUAAACUGGAAUACAAGGUUUGCUUCUUCACAUCAGAUUGGGGCUUUGACAUUCAAAAUCUGGCAUUUGCAUUAAUAUUUAAAAUCUUGAGUAACUAAUAAAAUUAAAUUGCCUCAAUAAAAAAGUGGCAGGUCCAGAAAUUGUCUUGCCAAUUGGCUAAACCCAUUCUCCCUUAAUAAACGGAGGAAAAUGAGAUAAAAAUUGAAGACUUGCCUGUUUGAGUCAUUUGUAAUUUGACUUUCCUGAGAAUUAUCAUAGAUCUUUCAGAAAUUAAUUCUCCAAUUUUGUAAUUACUUUGUUUUAUCUAACAAUACAAAACAAGAUCUGUUAUAAAUUCUAGCAAAAUUCCAAUUUCUGUGCAAAAGGAAUGGAUCUUUCAAAUUUAAACAGAGACUAAAGAUAAAGAAGGUAGAGAAACAAUCUAUCUUAAUUUUUCAGUAUUGCGUGGAGCAAAUACUUAACUGUACAACAACAAAAACAAACAUUGAACUAUUAAUUAAAGGGCUUUGUAAUUUAAUUGUUUUCAGUCAAAAUUGAUAAUUUUUAUGAAAUUGGAUUAAAGUGAAUCUAUCCUUGAAAACAAUUAGUUUUUUUUUUUUUUUAAGUUAAUUAUUCCAUUGGCAGAGGAGAGAUUACACUCUCUCAAAGUUUCCAUAUUCCGGUCCAUGGGAAAACAGCUACUAAGAUAUUAAUAACCAUUCUUCCAAAAAAUAGUCCCAGAAGCUAAGUUGGAGAAUGCUGCAUUCUAUAACCACCUCUUGGAAGUUCCAAAUCCAUGUGAGCCUCAUAAAUACUCCAAAAGUUCCUGUAAACAAGAUUUCUCUUUAAUGUUGUUUGUCUUGGGGUUUCUCUAACUUACUUGAGCAUGGAGCACUUCUUUUCAUGUCUUAACUGUUAUCUGGAAAAACCAGUUCUGCAGAACCCACUUUGGUCAACAUUAAACUAAAAUAUAGCAUGUUUCUGAAAUAUUCCUAAACCCAAUGUUCCUAACAAAAGAAAAAUUGUGUAUUUGAAUUGGGCUCCAGUAGAUUAAGAAAAAAACAAAAAAUAAAACAUACUUCUUGUUAUAUAUGAUCUGAUUAUAUAAAUGUACUGGCCAGAUAUUUCUAGGAGAACUUUCUGCCCGAAGCAUCAUAAUCAUGGAUUUAUAGGUAAUUGCUCAUUCAAUUUUCUACUCUCUCACAGUUGGAGCAGAUCUUAGGUUCCUUUAUACAUCUGCAAAGCUCUCAUCUUGGGCUCCUCUGCCUGGAGUUUUGGGCUCUAGGAUUCAGUUUCACAAAAGGAGCUUGCCCUCGUGACUUCAGAUUACCUCUUUGUAAGAUCUAACUAGGUCAUGCAGAGAUGAACAGCUCAGACCAGCACGUGGCCAAAUUUUCCCGUUAGGAGCCAUCUCUGAGUCAUCUUCCCAGAGGAUUUUUCUCUUAAGAAGUUGUUUAGCCCAGCAUUUAGUACUUGGGCAACCAGAUAUUUGUCUGUGUAUACUCAGCAUUUCCAGAAAAGUAUUCAUUCUCUCUAGACAUUAAAUCUCUAGAAAGAAGAAUUGCCUGAUGGUCCGAAACAAUUGACCCAGGCCCCAAAAUGUCUGCAACCAUCUUAUGGUAACUCACCAAAUGAUGUGCUUAUGUGUUGCUGGCAAGGGAUUUCUCCUCUUGCAAAUUCUCAUGUUACUCACUUUUUAAAACCUCUUUCAUUUUCAUUGUGUUUAUCAUUGAGUUUUCUAAAUAUUCUCAAAGUUUGAAAAUGCCAAGUAUUGUAUUGCCAAGACUGGUACUUCCUAGGUUCUGAGGACACCUGUCAGAACUCCAACUUUGUUCAACUUUCUAGAAAGUUUGCUCAUUGCCAAACAGCUCCCCAGUAGAACAAAGACAUUCAGAAUUUGCUCUAAGGUGGAUUCUUUUUUUCUUUGUUCUAUCAAACUUUCUGUUCUCAGUUCUUAGAGGAGCUCAGAAAUAUAAUAGAAAAAUAUUUAAAUCGCAUCUGCAUUGAAGCCUGCCUUUUGUCAUUUUCCAAGACUCAGGUAGGAGCAAAAUAUCUGUACAAAAGAGAAGAAAAAUUGAUCAUGGAGAAGAGAAAUUGAGUAGAGCCCCAAGUAAAUUAACUUACCCUGACAGGGUCUCCCUUCAUCUGCAUGUCUGUCAAGACAUUUGUUUUAACUGCAGGGACUGUGCUCAGAAGCUGUUCAACACAGAAUGUGUCUUGGGGCUUUCUAGGAAAGAACAAAAAUACAUUAUUUUCAGUUUUAGAAGGCUAAGAAGUAACAAAAGAUAUAUCGAGAGUUUAAAGAAAGGUUGGAGGGAGACACUGGAUCCAUUUUAAUUAUAUUCCCUUUAUUACUAAUUUUGAUAGUUUUCUUCAAACUAAAGAAAAAUCAGAGCUUAUGUUCUUCUUUAACUUUCAGAGGAGUCUUUUAUACCAGCAGUUCCCUGUGUCCUGCUCAACCUUAUAUAGCUCACAUGAGCUAUUCCACAUGAAUUUGUGGCAUGUAAACCUAGUAACAAAACCUUUGGGACCAAAGCCAUUCACUCUACAUGGUAAUUAGGCAAAUAUUUAUCAUCUUUGUUGCUGGGAUUAAGGUAUGAGAUGCUCCCCAUUAGACUAUACAUCAUAUGCCUGGUUAUUUCCACUGGCUUUGCAACACUGGCUUUGGAAGUUCCAUACUUUCUGACAAAAAAUCCUUGAUAUUUUCUGAUUGAAGAGUUUUGGAGCCUUUGUGUGUGGAAAGCCUUGAGGAAUGAAAUAUUAUCUGACUUGUUGAUUUUAGAAUUGCAUCUUUAGGUUAGGCAAUAGCUUCUUGGUACUUUAGCACACUUGACAUGACUCUCUCAGUUACUCCUUCAGAAGCCAUUCCCAUUCUCAGUUACUCCUUCAAGAGCCUUUUCAUUCUUACUCCAGAAAAAGUAGGACAACAGGGGAAGGACAACCUCAUAGCUUAAGUCUACAAGGUCAAAAUGAUAGCCUUGACAUUUGGACAACUUACCCAACAAAAACUGGGUCUAGGGCCAUAAGUCUGGACUUAUAAGGUGUUAGCCAAGUAAACUAUGCUUUAAAUGAACAAUGAUAGGUUUUCAAGUCUGAAGAUGGUUUGUCUGUUUUGGGAGGAGUGAAUGUAGCUGCAAAUGUUCUAAAAAAAAAAAAUGUGAGAGAAUGAAAACUGCUUAUCUUUUGUAAGCUUUUCAACAGAUUGCCCAAAACAAAAUACUUGCA
This is a messenger RNA of Pipistrellus kuhlii (Kuhl's pipistrelle), 6756 nucleotides long. It is a transcript of the gene LINGO2, whose product is annotated as leucine rich repeat and Ig domain containing 2. The transcript has a single exon. Gene Ontology annotation, molecular function: protein binding. The record is from RefSeq and is a predicted model, not a curated record. The coding region runs from base 32 to 1852 and encodes 606 amino acids. NCBI's taxonomy places the organism in Eukaryota, Metazoa, Chordata, Mammalia, Chiroptera, Vespertilionidae. Gene Ontology annotation, cellular component: plasma membrane.